This is a messenger RNA of Oncorhynchus kisutch (coho salmon), 3394 nucleotides long. RefSeq names its product ceramide synthase 2a (gene cers2a). NCBI's taxonomy places the organism in Eukaryota, Metazoa, Chordata, Actinopteri, Salmoniformes, Salmonidae. Gene Ontology annotation, cellular component: membrane. Gene Ontology annotation, molecular function: DNA binding; sphingosine N-acyltransferase activity. The coding region runs from base 503 to 1663 and encodes 386 amino acids. The transcript is spliced from 11 exons. Gene Ontology annotation, biological process: ceramide biosynthetic process. The record is from RefSeq and is a predicted model, not a curated record.
UCCAACACGCCGGAGCCUUUUCACACGGCGUAAAACGUCACUUAACAGUUUGAUCCCCUCCCACUCUACCAUCUUCUACUUCCAUUCGGUUUGGGCAACUAAGAAACCGGGAUAACAGACGCCUAUUCCCGGCAAACAUUUGUCAUAUUGCUCUGAGCAAACGGAAAAGUAAAAUUGCUGGUUGUGUUAUAUGCGGGCCCUCAUCCCAACGAAAAGUAAGUCUUUCAGACGGGGGUAAGUGCUACAAGGGGAAGUAUUACAUUUCUAUCGAAAAUGCAGAGAAUUGGUGGAGAUCGAGAGGCCGGAUAAUAAUAUUCAAAUCAGACUGCAGCCCAUUUUCAUCAACAUACUGGAUUCUCUCAGGUGGCGUCUUCGGUAUAGAGCAGAAGUGAUUAUUCUACAAGGGGACAUACAGAACUCUUCAAUAUUCCAGGGACGGUAGGAGUUUCCAGCUUUUCACACCGCGCGGUGAACAGGCCUACCUGUGUGUAAGAUCAGAAGAAUGUUGACCUGGCUCAGGGAGCUCAGUGACUGGGUCUGGCAGGACCGGCUGUGGUUCCCUGCGGGCCUGGGUUGGGCCGACCUCAAGGACCGGGAUGGCCUAGUCUUCGCUAAAGGAAGUGAUCUCUGGGUCAUCUUCCCUAUUGCAGUAUGCUUCCUGAUUAUCCGACAGAUAUUUGAGAGGACCGUGGCCGUUAAACUCGCCUCUUUACUUAGAGUGAGGGAGAAACCUCGUGUCAGAACUGCUCCCAACACCACACUGGAAUUUUAUUUCUGCAAUGCAUCGAAGUUCCCCUCACAGAGUUCAGUGGAGGAGUUAACUAAGCAGUCAGGUUGCUCGGUGCGGCAGGUCCAGAGGUGGUUCCGGCGGCGGAGGAACCAGGAACGGCCCAGCCAGAUCAAGAAGUUCCGGGAAGCCAGUUGGAGAUUUACCUUUUACCUUCUUGCUUUCAUUGCUGGCCUGUGUGCCCUAAUUGACAAGCCAUGGUUCUAUGACAUGGAGGAGAUGUGGAAUGGCUUCCCCACGCUGCCACUGCUGCCUUCUCAGUACUGGUACUACAUGAUCGAGCUGGGAUUCUACAUAUCGCUGCUCUUCAGUGUGGCAACGGAUGUCAAGCGUAAAGAUUUUAAGGAGCAGAUUGUUCACCAUGUGGCCACUAUUCUGCUGAUCAGUUUUUCUUGGUUGGUCAACUACAUCCGUGCCGGGACUUUGAUCAUGCUGGUGCACGAUGCCUCAGACUACCUACUGGAGUCAGCAAAGAUGUUCAACUAUGCAGAAUGGAGAAAGACCUGCAACUACAUCUUCAUUCUGUUUGCAGCUGUGUUCAUCCUUACCCGCCUCGUCAUACUCCCUUUCUGGAUCCUACAUACUACGUGGGUGUACCCAUUGACCAUCUAUCCCCCUUUCUUUGGAUUCUACUUUUUCAACGGGCUGUUGUUAGUGCUGCAGUGUCUGCACAUCUUCUGGGCUGUCCUCAUCCUGCGCAUGGCCAUCAAGUUUCUGCCUGGAAACGAUAUCGUUGAAGAUGAGAGGAGCGACAGGGAAGAGACUGAUUCAGACGAGGAGGAAGAAGACCAUGAGAAAACGAAAAACGGCUUUGUACAGAAUGGCAAUGGCCACACGGUGCUUAACAACAACCACCACCACAGCAAAACGGAUUGAUUUGUUACAGAGACACCAAGGAGGAUGUGUCUGCAACGGUGGCCUAGUCCAAGAGGCUACAGCAAGGCAGAAUUGCUGGUGGAAAGGCCACAAACACACACUCCGCUGAAUAAUAUAUACACAAAUAAUGCUAAAGAUCACAUGGACACACUCCUUACAUGGGCUGGAUGGGUUUCACUGCUCUGUAGAUCACACUAGUUGGAGGGAGAGGAUGGGGAGUACAGGAAAGAUGGCAAUAGAGCCAAACACAUGGUUAAACUGUGCCUUAGCAACAAACUGUUAUUCCCCAUUUUAUUUCUAUCCGUCCCUCUAGUCCUUAUAUUGCUAAUCAUUCAAUAAGGUGCCUAGCCCUACUCGCGGCUUUCCACCCUGCGUUAUGGAUAGCUCAAUUACGAAUCGUUGUUCACGGGGCAUUCCUUUCUUGCAUGCUUGGUUAACGCUCGGCGUACUGCUCGACUGUUCAAAUGUUCAAACGCUGCCUUCUCUGUACGCUGACUCCCGUCCCAAAUAAUAAGCGCGCCACCACCUGACACUGCCAGGAGAGAUGAGGUUCUCUUAAUGACCACAGCUUGGUACAGGUCUGUGAAAGUGUUCAAGUCACCAUGUCAGACCACUGAAGCAUACAGUAGUGAUAAUGGAAAAUGUAUAUAUUUUUUUUCACCUGCCAUUUUGUUAUUGGAUUGCAGUGGAGCAGUCGCUACAAUUAUUGCCAUGGCAUUCCUAUUCAACCUGGAAUGUGUUAAUGUUUUUGGUUUAAAUGUUGUUUGGGGGGGGGGGGGGGGGGGAAUAUGGUGGUUAAUUAAGUUUUAACUGUCUAAAGAAAAUCUAGAGAGUUCGGUUUGCAUUGUGUGAAUAUUUUGUUUUCGUUAAUGCCGGUCUCCAAAUGCAAUGGCCUUUGGGGAGCAGAAUCACAUGGCUUUAAAUAAUACUUUUUAAAAAUGUUUUCAAAACAACUUUUUAGUUAUCGGAUUUUAUUUUGUUAAUCUUUUUUUAGAGGUCCAGACACUAAUCCAGACAACCAGAAACCUACCAAAACCAGUCCAACCCUUAAUUCAACCGGACUGGAGGAGAAUGAAUUCAUUCAAAUCAGUAUUUUUCCUGCCCAUUCGUCCAAAGAUGUACUUUAUGGGUCAGCAUAGACCCAAUAUAAAGAAAGAUGAACGUCCAGGUCAUACUGUAUUUGAGUGAAUUGGAUUAUGAUUGGGGUUUACAAUUACACUACAGGUAAUUUCCUAUUUAUUUCAUUAUGUUCACAAGUGCAAAGGAGCCCUUUUCAAUUUCUUUUUAACGCUUCUGAUUCAAUUCAUUAAAUUUAUUGAAGCUUUAAUAAAACGGGACACAAGUAUGUUUUGCAUGUUUUAGUUUCGCAAGUGCCUUAGCUAUCUGUUACUUGAAAAAAAAAAACAUUUUCUGUCUACCAUCUUGCACUUUUUGUGAAUUUCUUCACCUUCCUUUUGUCAAACUCUCCAACUACUUGACCCUGGUCUAAGGUAGUGCACUGCAUAGGAAAUGGUAUACCAUUUGGCAUGCAACUUGACCUACCUACAAUGCUGUAACAUGGCCUUUGUUCCCAUUCACUUCUUCACGUCUCAACGUAAAGACCACUCCCUAUAAUGAUCUUGUAUGUUGCAUAUAUGGUCCCCCUUCCCAAAAAACAGCUUUUCUCCUACUGCAGUGUUUUUAUUUUGACAUGUUGCAAAGAUAUAAGAUAAAGGUUAUUCUUGAUUUAAA